GUGUGAAGUGAGUGAAGUGGGUCGAGACUUGACACGAAAUCUGAGAUUUGACUCUGGCUUCAUCUGCGCUUUAGUUCUGGGGAUGUAAGGCAACAGCUUGCGGACCAGGACGUUUUUACACCACGGUUAUGUAAACACUUGGUGACAUUUCUGAGGAUAAUCCAGGAGGUACACAGGAUCUGCACAGCUCCACCGCUGGCACGGGAACUUGGGACAGAGGCAGGGUUCUCUCGCUAGCUGCCACACCAGCUAACUCCAGAUCUUAUCUCCUUCUGAUUCUGAGAGGUUUGUCAUCUGCCUGUAGUGCAGCUCAAUUGCUUUUUCUUGACCCCGUUGAAGAUCAUCUCUGCUUCAGCUUCCUGAUGAUGUGAAACUGUUGACAACACACAUAUUCUCAGAAAUUGCAAUCAGAGAUUAAAAAAAAAAAAAAGCAUCAAGAUGUCUAUCACCAACACACCCACCAGCAACGAUGCUUGCCUGAGCAUUGUGCACAGCCUGAUGUGUCAUAGACAGGGUGGUGAGAGCGAGACGUUUGCCAAGCGGGCCAUCGAGAGCCUGGUUAAAAAGCUGAAGGAGAAAAAAGACGAGCUUGACUCCCUCAUCACAGCUAUCACCACCAACGGAGCCCAUCCCAGCAAGUGUGUGACCAUUCAGAGGACACUUGAUGGACGGCUGCAGGUGGCAGGACGUAAAGGGUUCCCUCAUGUAAUCUAUGCCCGGCUGUGGCGGUGGCCUGACCUGCAUAAGAAUGAACUGAAGCACGUCAAAUACUGCCAGUUUGCCUUUGACCUCAAGUGUGACAGUGUGUGUGUCAACCCCUAUCACUAUGAGAGGGUGGUGUCUCCUAGCAUUGACUUAUCAGGACUGACCCUGACCAACUCUGGAACCAGCUCAGGGCUGAUCGUUAAGGAUGAGUAUGAUUUUGAUGGACAGCAGAGUCUGCCCUCCAUCGAGGGAGGGCACUCCAUCCAGACUAUCCAGCACCCCCCAUCUAGCAGCCGCCCGGCCCCCUCUGAACCAUUUGCAACCCCAAACCUGCUCCCACCCGCUGAGGCCUCCACCUCUGCCUCAGCGUCAUCCUUCCCUGCCAUUGCUGCUGGAUCAGGCAGUGCCAGCUCCACCUGGUCCAGGAACAGCAGUUUCACCCCAAACAUACCCCACCACACCAAUGGUCAUCUACAGCACCACCCUCCUAUGCCACAUCCGACACAUUACUGGCCAGUGCAUAAUGAGCUCGCCUUUCAGCCUCCUAUAUCCAAUCAUCCAGCUCCUGAUUACUGGUGCUCCAUUGCCUAUUUUGAGAUGGACGUUCAAGUCGGGGAGACCUUUAAAGUGCCCUCUUCUUGCCCCAUCGUGACAGUGGACGGCUACGUCGACCCUUCGGGAGGAGACAGGUUCUGUCUGGGCCAGCUCAGUAAUGUACACCGCACCGAGGCUAUCGAGAGAGCAAGGCUUCACAUUGGUAAAGGUGUCCAGCUGGAGUGUAAAGGUGAGGGAGAUGUGUGGGUGCGAUGCCUCAGUGACCACGCAGUCUUUGUCCAGAGCUACUACCUGGACAGAGAGGCAGGCCGAGCCCCUGGAGACGCCGUUCACAAAAUCUACCCCAGUGCUUACAUCAAGGUGUUUGACCUUCGGCAGUGCCACAGACAGAUGCAACAGCAAGCUGCUACAGCUCAAGCAGCAGCAGCAGCCCAAGCAGCAGCUGUGGCUGGAAAUAUUCCUGGACCUGGAUCAGUAGGAGGGAUCGCUCCAGCUAUUAGUCUGUCAGCAGCAGCCGGUAUCGGGGUGGACGACCUCCGAAGGCUGUGUAUCCUCAGGAUGAGUUUCGUUAAGGGAUGGGGACCCGACUACCCCCGCCAGAGCAUCAAGGAGACCCCAUGCUGGAUCGAGAUCCACCUGCACAGAGCUCUGCAGUUACUGGAUGAGGUUCUGCACACUAUGCCUAUAGCAGACCCACAACCCCUGGACUGAGGUCUUAAUAACCGCAGCAUCACACUGCAACAUACAGUGGCGAUGGAUAGUCUUCCUCAGUGAACUGUUUUGGGUGGAGAAGCCAGUGAAAGAGCUGUAAAGCAGUGACACUGGUGCUGUCCCAUGUGAAAAAAUACUUAGUCAGGUGUGUUUAAGGCACCUUUGUGCACUGUGGCCCCUACUUUUGCUUUUCGAGCAAGAGUAACACAAAAUCCAGUAACACCAAAGCCGUAUAUUAAACAUAUGUUUAUCUAUAUUUUUGAUAGAUGGCUUUGGUUUGUGAUGACUGGAAUGGUGAACUGUAGGACUAGAAAAAACAUGUCACAAGUAACUACAAUUAUAAAGCAUUACAACAUGCACAUAGAUGACCUGCAGAUCCCAUUAAACUGGAAUGUACUCAAAUACUCAGCGUCCCAGGAAUCCACAACCACCAACUACUGACAGGCAUUAGAUUCACUGAACAAUACAAGAAUAUGUGAGAGCUGUGCAGCUGUGGGAUGAGAUGCCAUGCGCAGAGGUUCUCAUACCCAGUGUCUGGACACCAGAGUACUGCUGGUUUUCUGUUGUCGGUUUUCUUUGAAGCUGUUACAGACUGUUUUACACCAGGGAUUACAGGCAAGUUGAGUCGACCGUCAGGCUGAAUAGAAAAGCAGCAGCACUCUGAACUGGAAGGACAACUGCUCGGCAUCAUGCUGAUCGCUGCCUUUCAGCCGCUGGACAGCAUUGGGGACCACCCAGCUGGAUCAGGUCAUGCCAGACACUCACCACCAUCCAGGAAUGUCACAGAGAAUGAAAGGACAUGCACCAUGCCUAAAGCAGACUCUCAAGCCUCUGAACUGAAACAGGUCAAGUGUAGGGACUUUUCUAGAUCAGGUAUUGCCAAACUACGGGUUUGGCCUUUAAAAGAUAGUUGCAGGGGUGUGUCUGGUGGGUGUCCAGUGACAAAUCCCCCCCACAUUACACAGAAUGUGGAGCAAAACACUCGGUUGAGAAUAUCCUUCUUUACCCAUCAUAGCUACACUAAUGCAGGUUGUUUUUUGGGUGUCACAGCAUCACGACAUACAAAGUUAAAUUACCCAUUGGUGGUAUAUCUGUCUUUACUGACUUACUGUGAUUUUAUAAUUUCCCAGUCAAUUAAACAACAACAAUAAAACAAUGAUGGCAAGAUGCUCAUACAGGCGAUCACUCAUCACUGGGCACUGUCCACUAUCUGUUUCAGGUAUGGUUACUGUUUUGGAAAAUGCCCUCUUUUAUGCUGCCACAAAGGAUGAAUCUCAUACACUUUCCGUGAAUUCCCCUCUUGCCUUUUCUCACUGUCCCGCUGAGAGCAGAAAAGAAAACAGUUGGGAUGCUUCUGGUUCAAUAAGAUUGAAGUAAGAGGCAGACAGCUGAUGUUCGAUGUGUGAGAUUUAAUCUCAGCACGAUGAGCAGGGUUGAUCCAUGUCACGGCAAACCAAAUACAUAGUUUAAGUCUAGUAUGAUCAUGGGAGCCACAAGUCCAGACUGCUGCUGGACUUUGCUCCAGUUACUUUAAUAUGGAGGCUUCUUUAAUUAAUUUAAAUGGUAAUUACUUUCAUUUGUAUUCAUUUCAGUUUUAUUGAGCACACCCAACAGUCUCUACACACUAGAUGAGAAUGGUUAUACUUAAAUAUCCUAUGACUUGCAGCCCACUCAUAUACUACUUGAUCCAGGUCUCUUGUGUAUAGUUUACUGACUAAGAUGAGAGAGUAUAAAACAGUUUCCCAGCAAUAUUGAUAUAUUUUCUUGGUUUUUAUUUUUGUUACUUUUAUUAAUUGCAUUAUAUAUUUUUAGCACUUUACUUUUUUUCCUUGAUUUUAAUUAAAUAACUCUUAUUUUGAGGUGGUUGUCCUGCGAUAUAAUAAUAAGGGAGUGAAUAGGUUGGUGUAUAUUUUGUGUAGGAUUGUGAGCAGAGGCAACAUUGUGAUGCAUUUGUUUUGAAAACGUCUGUAACACUAAGACACCUUUGUUUUUUGACCUUUCACUCUAUAGACAUUUACACACAUCUGUAGGGAUUUAUUUGGCUUCUGAGUUGUCUUUUUCUUUUUGAUUUGCAUUUUUUUCUUUUUAAUCCAUGUAAAUAACUUUGUUUUUGAAAUGCAUGUCAAUGUUUGCAUGAAUUCUAAGGGCAAAUAGACCCCUUUAUCUCUACCCCCUAUUUGAAAUAUAGUACUUCACUUUCCCUGCAUUACAGGGGGAAACUGGACUACGAGGAGAAAAAAAACCAGCACCUGCUGUACACGGGUGUGUUGUGUGUUGCUGCUUUCUGAGAACAGCAGAGAGGGAAGCGACAUAGUCGCAAUUAUAUAAAUUCAACUUUUUAGAGCAAAGCUCCUAAAAAAGACAAUUUGUCACCCAAGACUUAAUUUUGAAUAAGCACAGCAACUCCUUGAGUUAUUAUCAGCCUCUCUUUGAAAGUAAAUAUUUUCCCUCUCUGCAGUGUUCAAACAGGUGGAGGUUUGACACACAGAAAUAAUUGGAUUUCAGCAUGAGUGCUCUCCUCAGCCCCGCACUGCAUGUGAUCCUCUCUGUUACACUGUUUUUAAAGGCUUUUCUUGUAGAUUACACACAUUGAUUUGGGAAUAUAAAUUUCAUUAUUCUCCUCAUUUUGAGACUCACAGACGUGUUCAUGCUCAAUAUUUUUCACGCCAAACUGCCAUACAUUAUGUUCUUUCUGAUAAUCUGGUAACACAGCUACAUUACUUUUUAAAAAAAAUCAAUUUGUACUUUGUCCCUACACAGGUAUGUUUUGUUUCUUUUUUUAAACAAUGCUAUUUUGGCAGGUUGCUGCUGAAAUGCAUAAAUACUAAUUGGAUUUGUUCAAGGUUAAGUUGAAUUUUGGGGUCUUUUUUUUUUUUUCACAGGAUAUUAUCAACACCGGUAUCCAGUUGAUUUAGCAAAGCUUGGCAGAGGGUUGCUUUGUCCCCUCUCUGUCACAUUUUUGAUUGUUUCACUAUAAUUUGAAGAGGAUUGUUAAAAAAAAAAAGUUUAUCCCAUAUCAGGGAUUAAAAAAGUAAAACUUUGGGAUUUAUUCACAUAAUUACGCACCUGAUUGAUGGAAUGGCAAGAGACAGGAUAUUUUCUGAUAUGUUACUGAUGCUUACUUCUGUCUGGAGAAAUAAUGUGUUAUACUCUGUUGUGCUUUAAAGUGGACAGAUGUUUUUAUAUUAUUUGCAGUUAUUAUAGGAGCCUAAAGACACAGCUCAAACGAGUUGAUGUUGACUACUAUGACAGAUUGCAGAUAUAAAUUUUACUUGUAUUUCUUAUGUGAGAGUCUAUAAUUAAACAUGGCCUGAUAUUCUCUAAGUGGUGUUCAUUUUCUCAACAAGGUAACGUGUUUACAGGGAUGAAAUUAGUAGAACUUAGCUAGAACU
This is a messenger RNA of Toxotes jaculatrix (banded archerfish), 5363 nucleotides long. RefSeq names its product mothers against decapentaplegic homolog 4. The transcript has 10 exons. The record is from RefSeq and is a predicted model, not a curated record. Gene Ontology annotation, biological process: SMAD protein signal transduction; BMP signaling pathway; cell differentiation. Gene Ontology annotation, cellular component: heteromeric SMAD protein complex. Lineage: Eukaryota; Metazoa; Chordata; Actinopteri; Toxotidae. The coding region runs from base 439 to 1971 and encodes 510 amino acids. Gene Ontology annotation, molecular function: I-SMAD binding; DNA-binding transcription factor activity, RNA polymerase II-specific; RNA polymerase II cis-regulatory region sequence-specific DNA binding.